Molecule: messenger RNA, 1770 nt
Organism: Closterium sp. Naga37s-1
Lineage: Eukaryota; Viridiplantae; Streptophyta; Zygnematophyceae; Desmidiales; Closteriaceae
Source: the annotation of a GenBank genome assembly
AUGCUCUCUGCUCGGAUUCUUAGCUCGCACCCGCUCGUCGUGAAACGCGCGGCGCGCCGUUUCGGGUUACUUCCAAAGACCGUCGUUGUAACCCUGGAAAAGUGGGGGUUACCGGCGAAUACCCUGGUGUCUGACGAGGCGGCGUCUGCUGGUUCUGAUGCUGGCAGUGCGGGUUUAGAUGCGAAGGAGCGGCAGCAGCGGCAGCAGCUGCAGAAGCAGCAGCAGGAGCAGCAGGAGACGACUCGAAUUUCCUUCUCCAUCACUGUUCCGUUUUCGGAGUUUCUUUACCACGUGAAGAAGGACAAUAUCGUGUCGAUUACUGUAGACGGCGACAAGGUGUCGUUCGUCCUGCGACGCCCCGAGUUCGCCAAAGGGCACAAGGCGACGGAGUUACAACCCAUGAUUCGCCAAGUGGAAAGAAUGGCAGAGAGCAAGUGGAAGGAGGCGGGGGAAGUUUCUGGGAAGAAGGUGGGGAAGAUGCCACCUGUCCAAGUGCAGCUGACUACCGUGAAGCCUGCUGACGUGGCGGUCCCGUACGCGGAGCUCAUGUCACGCCACGUAGAGUUUGGUGCUCCGGAUAAGGCGUCGUUUAAACUCGUGAAUACGAUUUCGGUGAGCAGUCAUGGGGAAAGGGGUGGGGGGAGGGGGGAGAAAGGGGAGAAGGGGGAGAGGAGGGGGGGGAGGGGGGGGGGAGGGGGGACGAGGGAGAGGGGGAGAAGUCUAUCAAUGGGAGAGGGGGGAAAGGGGGGAGAAAGGGGGAAACGGGGAGAGAGGGGGGAAAGGGGGGAGAAAGGGGGAAACGGGGAGAGAGGGGGGAAAGGGGGGAGAAAGGGGGAAACGGGGAGAGAGGGGAAAGGGGGGAGAGGGGAAAGGGGGGGAGAAAGGGGGGAGAAAGGGGGAAACGGGGAGAGAGGGGAAAGGGGGGAGAAAGGGGGAAACGGGGAGAGAGGGGAAAGUGUAUUUGGGGGUAAGGCACGCAGUCAGAAGGGAAAGGCGCCGCCAGUGCUGUUUGCUGACGUGGCAGGGGUGGAUGAGGCGAAAGAGGAGCUAGAGGAGAUCGUGGAGUAUCUCCGCACGCCGGAGCGUUUCACUCGACUGGGGGCCAGACCUCCCAGAGGAGUGCUGCUGGUUGGGCCGCCAGGCACGGGAAAGACGAUGCUGGCCAAGGCAGUGGCUGGGGAGGCAGACGUACCCUUUAUAAGCUGCAGCGGUAGCGAGUUUGUGGAGCUGUAUGUGGGCCUGGGUGCGUCGCGAGUGAGAGAGCUGUUCGCGCAGGCAAAGAAGGACUCGCCGUCUAUCGUGUUUAUUGAUGAGAUCGAUGCAGUGGCCAAGGUGCGGGAUGGGCGCAUGCGCAGUGUGGGCAACGACGAGAGGGAGCAGACCCUGAACCAGCUGCUCACUGAGAUGGACGGGUUUGACAGCAGCACUGCAGUCAUUGUCCUUGCAGCCACCAACAGGGCAGACGUCAUCGACCCCGCCCUGCGCCGCCCAGGGCGGUUCGACCGGAUUGUAGCGGUGGAGCCUCCUGAUCGCAAGGGGAGGGAGGCCAUACUGACGGUGCAUGUGGAGCACAAGGAGCUACCUCUGAGCACCGAUGUGGACAUUCAGGAAAUCGCUGUCGCCACCAGCGGAUUUACGGGGGCUGAUUUGGCGAAUCUGGUGAACGAGGCAGCGCUGCUGGCAGCAAGGAGGGACCACGAGGAGGUCACUAAGCAGGACUUUGAUAGUGCUGUUGAACGGGCUCUUGCGGUGAGUGCUGUGAAUCUGUGA